AUGACUGUCCCCGCCCCAAACGGCCACUGCAGCCAAUCAGGGCCUCUCAAGGACAAGGGCACGCCCCCUCAGCCAGACCUGUACCCCAAACUCCUGUACCCCAAACUCCUGUACCCCAGAGUCCUGUACCCCAAACUCCUGUACCCCAGAGACCUGUACCCCAAACUCCUGUACCCCAAACUCCUGUACCCCAGAGACCUGUACCCCAAACUCCUGUACCCCAAACUCUUGUACCCCAAACUCCUGUACCCCAGAGUCCUGUACCCCAGAGACCUGUACCCCAAACUCCUGUACCCCAAACUCCUGUACCCCAGAGGCCUGUACCCGAGAGACCUGUACCCCAGAGACCUGUACCCCAGAGUCCUGUACCCCAAACUCCUGUACCCCAGAGUCCUGUACCCCAGAGUCCUGUACCCCAGAGACCUGUACCCCAAACUCCUGUACCCGAGAGACCUGUACCCCAAACUCCUGUACCCCAGAGACCUGUACCCCAAACUCCUGUACCCCAGAGACCUGUACCCCAAACUCCUGUACCCUAGAGUCCUGUACCCCAAACUCCUGUACCCCAAACUCCUGUACCCCAGAGUCCUGUACCCCAGAGUCCUGUACCCCAGAGUCCUGUACCCCAAACUCCUGUACCCCAGAGACCUGUACCCCAAACUCCUGUACCCCAGAGACCUGUACCCCAAACUCCUGUACCCCAGAGACCUGUACCCCAAACUCCUGUACCCCAGAGACCUGUACCCCAAACUCCUGUACCCCAAACUCCUGUACCCGAGAGACCUGUACCCCAAACUCCUGUACCCCAGAGACCUGUACCCCAAACUCCUGUACCCCAGAGACCUGUACCCCAAACUCCUGUACCCUAGAGUCCUGUACCCCAAACUCCUGUACCCCAGAGUCCUGUACCCCAGAGACCUGUACCCCAAACUCCUGUACCCCAGAGUCCUGUACCCCAAACUCCUGUACCCCAGAGACCUGUACCCCAAACUCCUGUACCCCAAACUCCUGUACCCCAGAGACCUGUACCCCAGAGGCCUGUACCCCAGAGUCCUGUACCCCAAACUCCUGUACCCCAAACUCCUGUACCCCAGAGACCUGUACCCCAAACUCCUGUACCCCAGAGACCUGUACCCCAGAGUCCUGUACCCUAGAGUCCUGUACCCCAAACUCCUGUACCCCAGAGACCUGUACCCCAAACUCCUGUACCCUAGAGUCCUGUACCCCAAACUCCUGUACCCCAAACUCCUGUACCCCAGAGACCUGUACCCCAGAGGCCUGUACCCCAGAGACCUGUACCCCAAACUCCUGUACCCCAGAGGCCUGUACCCCAGAGUCCUGUACCCCAAACUCCUGUACCCCAGAGACCUGUACCCCAAACUCCUGUACCCCAAACUCCUGUACCCCAAACUCCUGUACCCCAGAGACCUGUACCCCAGAGACCUGUACCCCAAACUCCUGUACCCCAGAGACCUGUACCCCAAACUCCUGUACCCCAGAGUCCUGUACCCCAAACUCCUGUACCCCAAACUCCUGUACCCCAGAGACCUGUACCCCAAACUCCUGUACCCCAAACUCCUGUACCCCAGAGUCCUGUACCCCAAACUCCUGUACCCCAAACUCCUGUACCCCAGAGACCUGUACCCCAGAGACCUGUACCCCAAACUCCUGUACCCCAGAGACCUGUACCCUAGAGUCCUGUACCCCAAACUCCUGUACCCCAGAGACCUGUACCCCAGAGUCCUGUACCCCAAACUCCUGUACCCCAGAGACCUGUACCCCAAACUCCUGUACCCCAGAGACCUGUACCCCAAACUCCUGUACCCCAGAGACCUGUACCCCAAACUCCUGUACCCCAGAGACCUGUGCAGCAGGUGUGCAGAAGUGUAUUGA
Conger conger (European conger) is the source of this 1893-nucleotide messenger RNA. RefSeq names its product adhesive plaque matrix protein-like. Bases 1 to 1893 code for a protein of 630 amino acids. The record is from RefSeq and is a predicted model, not a curated record. The transcript is spliced from 3 exons. Lineage: Eukaryota; Metazoa; Chordata; Actinopteri; Anguilliformes; Congridae.